AUGAGACGGCAUUUCUACGUCAUCACCUUGACAUUGCGAUUUGCGCUCGCUCAAUCGCCAACAACUAUUGCUGCUCCAGGUCAACCCACGCAUAAAGGCGAAACUGGGAAAUUCGAACUGCUCGACAACAGCAUAGUCAGUGCCCAGCAGCUAUUUCUAGGGCGAGUCGAUAAGGUGUAUCUCAUUGACAAAGUGGAGAAUAACCCCAACCAAAUCAACGGCCACCCGGCCUGGGCAUCAGAAUACCGACUCUCAGAUAAUCGUCAAAGGGCACUGGACAUCCCUACAAACACAUUUUGCGCGGGCGGCAGCGUGCUUGGAAACGGAACGUGGAUUAACGUCGGUGGCAAUCAGGCAGUAACGAGUGGAGGAAAUCCUGCAGCGACACAGGAUGGGAGAUCGGGGCCUUACAUGGACGCAGAUGGACGUAGAAUGAUUCGCUUGCUGAAUCCCUGCGACGGAGAUGACUGUAGCUGGACUACGUCAGGAUACCAGUCCGAGCAACGCUGGUACCCUACUUUAGAAACUCUGGAAGACGGUAGCGUUAUAAUUAUUGGCGGAAGCAAAAACGGGGGAUAUCUCAACGAUGCGGGUCAAACGAACCCAACAUACGAAUUCUUUCCCCCAUCAGGACCCGCCAUCCGCUCCAAUUUCCUCGAAAACACCCUACCCGCCAACUUGUAUCCCCUCACUUGGCUCCUUCCAUCCGGUAAACUUCUCGUGCAGGCCAUGCGGUCUACAAUAUUGCUAGAUCACAAGACCAAGGUGGAAACACCACUGGACGACAUGCCUGAUGCCGUCCGAACGUAUCCUGCGAGCGCUGGGACGGUCAUGAUGCCAUUGACGCCCGCCAACAACUGGACGGCGACGAUCAUGUUCUGCGGCGGCUCUGAUGUGCCUACAGACCAGUGGGCCUCGCCAAAGUUUGUCCCUAUAUCUCAGGCGGCUGCCACGUCCUGCGUGAAGAUUGCCCCUGACGUGUCUGGGACAUAUGUCAACGACGAUCCACUUCCAGAGCGCAGGUCCAUGGCAAGCUUGAUUCUGCUCCCAGAUGGCAAGAUAUUAUGUCUCAACGGCGCAAAGACAGGAACUGCGGGCUACGGAACGACGUCAUGGUCAAUUGGCCAGUCCUACGCCGACGACCCAGUCCUUCUCCCAGUGUUAUACAACCCGGAUGCCGCUGCAGGAAGUCGGUGGUCCAGCAACGGACUGUCUCCAAGCACCGUGCCCAGGAUGUAUCAUUCCUCUGCAACCCUCCUCCCCGACGGGUCAGUGUUCGUAUCAGGAUCGAACCCCAACGCCGACUACGCCUCUGCCUCUGAUGUCCUAUUCCCAACUGAAUAUCGCACUGAACGGUUUUAUCCCCCAUAUUACAACGAGAGGCGGCCACAACCUAAAGGGCUUAUAAACAAGCUCUCUUACGGAGGCCCUCCUUUUGAAGUUGUACUCGACGCUGACGAUCUGUUCAAGGACGUUCAAAAUGUUGACUCUGCAAGAGUGGUCGUUAUCCGCACCGGUUUCUCGACGCACGCCAUCAACAUGGGCCAAAGAAUGAUAGUCCUCCAAUCGACGUACUCCGGGUUUAGCAACACAACCGCAGUCCUACACGUCUCACAAAUGCCGCCUAACCCGGCGAUAUUCCCUCCUGGACCCGCAUGGAUGUUCCUCGUCGUCAAGGGUAUUCCCUCAGUCGGCGUGCAGGUUAUGGUGGGCUCAGGCAACAUCGAGACGCAGAAUAUUCUGCCUAUCGCUUCUCUCCCCGAUGCGAUGAUAUAUCGCGCUGAUGAUACGACCUCGAGCUCGUCUGGUGCGUCUUCUACGAGUUCUGCGACAGAUGGUCAGAGUCAGAAGACUAGUUCUGCUGUGAGAUUGGAUUGUUGGCUCGCUCUGCGCUGUCUGUCUUUGUGGUCUGUGGCUCUGCUGAGUCUGUCUCUGUUGCUCCGGGGCUAG
Messenger RNA from Psilocybe cubensis, 1950 nucleotides. RefSeq lists its product as uncharacterized. The transcript is spliced from 12 exons. The coding region runs from base 1 to 1950 and encodes 649 amino acids. The record is from RefSeq and is a predicted model, not a curated record. Lineage: Eukaryota; Fungi; Basidiomycota; Agaricomycetes; Agaricales; Agrocybaceae.